AUGCCCGCCGCGGCUGGCACCAAGCGUCCGAGCAACAACGGCGCCACGUCGUCGCCCACCAACCGACGCCCGGACAGUACUGCUGCGCCCCCGACCACGACUCCGACCCCGGCCCCGGCCCCGAAGGUUUCUGCAACUCCUCCCGCCACGCCUACACCCCCCGCCGCUGCCGCCGCCGCCGCCCCUCAGCCUCGGGCGACGCGUCCCAGUCCUUCCAGCGCCCGCCCCACCCAGCCAAAGGUAAUCGGCGGGGUGACGUACAACCUGGAGACGCUCUCGUCCCAAGCCGCCGUCGCCGAUGUCGAGGCCCACCCCGUCGAGGGAACGGAAGGGCCGCGUCUCGAGUUCUACAUGACCGGCAAGAAAGUCCUCAUCGAGAUGGAGAACUCACUGGACUUGUCGGACUUCCCCAAGGCCAACGUUAUCUCCAGAAAGCAGGUGGUGGUUACGGCCCUGAAGAGUGGCAGCUUCACUAUCGAGAACUUUGCGAGGAACACCACCUCGCUCAACGGAACGACAGCUACUUUGCCCUUCGAGCUCUCCUUUGCAGAUGUCGUGGUCGUUUUCAAGCCUCCGGCCAAGCCCCGGGUCCCGGCCUGGUGGGUCGCGAUGUGGGCGGAGAAGAGAGAGGCCAAGGAGAAGGAGAACCCCAAGAACCCCAAGUGA
Messenger RNA from Acanthamoeba castellanii str. Neff, 666 nucleotides. RefSeq lists its product as uncharacterized. The record is from RefSeq and is a predicted model, not a curated record. Gene Ontology annotation, molecular function: protein binding. The transcript has 6 exons. Bases 1 to 666 code for a protein of 221 amino acids. Lineage: Eukaryota; Discosea; Longamoebia; Acanthamoebidae.